AGGAUGUCUCCAGCUCCUCAUGCCUUGCCGUGCCUGUGGGGUAUUUGUAGAGUCCCCGCUCUGUUGCCGCCUCAGUAGGUGAAGGAGCCAGCGGGGGCUUCGAAGAACUGCAAGUCCCAGAGAUCUCCGUAUCAGUCAACCUGGAGCGACGGCCUGGAGAGCAUGGCAGCGCCGACCAGCACCACGCGCGGGGCAAUGGAGCGGUCUAUCCGGGAGCGGGUUCCUCCGCUGCUCACGGACCUGUACCAGUUCACCAUGGCGUACGCGUACUGGCGGGCCGGCAGGCACCAAGAGCCCGCCGUGUUCGAGCUCUUCUUCAGGGACAACCCUUUCGGCGGCGGCUUCUCGCUGUUCGCCGGGCUUCACGACUGUCUGCUGUUCCUGCGCAGCUUUCGCUUCACUGACGAAGGUAAGACAGACACCCCAGACCAAACAGCAUCAUCUAUAAACUCUUUACAAAGCAGAAAAACUGAGAAUUAAAUGAAACACUGCUAUUUUUGAUCAAGUCUGAAUGACUUUGCGUCCCUCCCCCAAACGCCUUUUACGCAUACCAGAGCUGUUGCGCAAUACUUGACCGUGUGAGGGUCUCAAUGAGGAAACGUGAAUGCCGGUGAAGCACUUUAGUGAACCUUGACGUUCAGCUUUCAACUUUGGCACACAAGAAUGAUCUGUAAUCUCCUCUGUGGCGCAAGUAGAGUAGACUUUGUGAAGAAAUGUGGCACACAGUACUGACUCAAAGUCUUUAUGUGUCUUUCCUAACCUUCGAGUAAAUGCAGAUACUGAUACAAGAUGUAAACAGCUGGGUUUUCACAAGUAUUUUCAAUCACUCUAGACUGAGAGCUGUAAACUGGCUGUCUCACCUAGUGUUUGUUGGACAAAUACAGUGGAAUUAAAGGAAAAUAUUUCACUUUUAAAUUGAACAUAGUGGGAAAACAAAGCUGCAAAGCACUGGAGGUGUUUUCUUAAAUCCAUGAAUGUUCAAAUAUUCUACCAAUUCAAUAUUUUUUAACAUUUAAACACAUGAAGUUGAUCCAUCACAUGCAGAUGUAGUUAGGGCUUGUCAAAGCAGUGAUUCAUGUGAGCUCCUAUAACUGGUAUGUCAGAUCUGAGGAGUGACUGCAGCUGAAUAUCUUGACCUUGUUUGCUUUUUUAGACGGCAGAGAAAUAAAGCAGAAGUUUGAGAUCUCUCUUAGGGGCUGUCUUUCCUCAGAAUUAAUACUUUGAUGCUUAAAAUACUUUAGAUUUAAAAGUUUCAUGAAUGACAUAAACAAAGUAAAAACAGCUGAGGGUAUUUUUAAGUGUUUAGUGAGGAAGCUUUCAUGGCCUCACUCAAACUCCAGCUCAGCCACAUGAUUAAAGUCUGCUAGAUUAGAUUAUCUGAACUGAGUUAUUAGAUUUAACUCUCUCACUCCUGGUAAAUGUGUGUGUUUGUGUGUUAGUUCUGUGUUGUCAGAGGACAUGUGAGGGGAGGGGGCACAUGGCCAACAUGUGCUGCUUGUGUAAGAGCACAAGCAGCGCUCACAGUAGAAUGAGGGAUGCCCUCCUUUGUUGGUCCCUCUGACAUUGUUACAGCUGUUGUGUGUUUAUGUUGUGUUUCUGUGCAUCCAGAUGUUGAGUUCCUGCGCUCCGUGCUCCCCCCGGCCACCGACCCCGCCUUCUUUAAGUUCCUGCGGGAGCUGGACUGCUCGGGUGUCACACUCCGCUCUGUUCCAGAGGGCACGGUGGUGUUCGCCAGGGUGAGUGGUGGGACUUCAGGGUGAAGGUCAAAUGUGACAUACAGACACGAGGUCUGCAUCAGGCCUGUUUUGACAACAGUCACAAGCUUCCAUAUUCUCCACUUAAACCUUUUCUUAAACUGGAAGAUGUUUCUGAAAACCUUUUCUCCUGCUGUCAAAGAAUUCCACAUUUUAGAAACACACGUUAGUUUGACAUUUGUUCAAACAUUUGCUGUUUAUAAUUUAAUUUUCUUCUGUGAUUUUGUUUCUAAUCUAAUCACUCAUUAAAGUUUUAUUUGUAGUUUCUUCUGUUUUAAGUUGAAGAAUUAUGGGUAAUGAGUGGUGGCGCUGUUUUACAACAUUUUGAUCUGUUUUAUUUGAACUUUUUAAUUUAAACUAAUUAAAAUUUUGUUUCCUACCUUUGCAUAUGAAAAUGACCUGACUGUAUUGAUGGUAUUUUGAUGUUUUUUAAAUUACAUCAUCCAUUUUUGUUGAAUACUUUAUUAUUUUCUUAAUGCUUUUAUUCUUUAUCUGUCUGUUCCUUUGUGUAACUUUGUGAAUGUAUGAAAGGUGCUGCUGUGUAGAUAAAGUUGUGUUGUAUGCUGGCUAAGCUACCCCCCCAUCGCCGGGCUUUAAAACACCCUCCAUGUAUUAUUCAGUCCACGGUCCGCAUGCAGGGGGGUCAGAGGGAUUAACUUGUGCUGUUGGUCUGUAGGUGCCUCUGAUGGAGGUGACAGGACCGCUGGCUGUGGUUCAGCUGCUGGAGACCAGUUUACUGUGUCUGGUCAACUACGCCAGGUAACGACAAACACACACACCUGAGCGACACAGAGGAAAAGUCAGCUUUGAACUCUUCCUGUGGAUGUACAUGAGGUGGAUGUAGUUCACCGUCUGUUUCUGUCCCGUCUCCUCUCGCUUCAGUCUCGUGUGCAGUAACGCGGCCCGUUUCCGCCUGGCAGCCGGCCCCAAGAGGAAGCUGCUUGAGAUGGGCCUCAGGAGGGCUCAGGGACCAGAUGGAGGCCUCACCGCCUCACGGUACACAUAUAUUGGAGGUGAGAGUGCUGCAUGUGUCAUUAUGAUAUGAAACAUGCAAAAUUACAAAUGUAGAAAAUAAAUAUAAAAACUGAAAAAUCAGGAUCACUUGAUGAAUCUUGUGAAACAGUUUUCUAAAUGAACUUUAAUCAGGUGUGAUGAAGACCUCACAUCCAUAAACUGACUAUUAAAUCUGUCCUCCAGGGUUUGACCUCACCAGUAACGUUCAGGCUGGUUUCCUGUUUGGUAUCCCCGUCGCGGGGACCAUGGCGCACUCAUAUGUCACGUCUUUUACCUCCCUGGAGGAGGUCUGGCCACAGGUGAGUAUUCCUCUCUCAUUCUUACACGCUCAGCUCUCAAUUUUCCAUCAUAUUAUAAAUUUGUAACCUAAAUGUGGGGAGGUGGUGGGAUUAACUGUUAAUCCUCUGUUUUCUGUUUCUGCUCAGACUCUGGUGGCGUUGAACGGAGACCCCGAUCCAGUAGACAUCAUUUCCUUGACGAAGGGCUGGUUGAGUCGAGUGUGCGAGCUCCUGGAAGCACAGCCCGGAAAGAUCCACGAGGGCGAGCUGGCUGCUUUUCUCUCCUACGCCAUCGCUUACCCUCAAAACUUCCUCCCUGUGAUUGACAGCUACAGCGUCAAAUGGUAACUCGAGAUGUGACGACAUGUAGAAAGUUGUUUUCAAACUUUAGAAGCAGGUUGGAGUUGUGCUCCGAUUGGACAGAUCUGUUGUUUUAACCUCUGGAAGAGUCCACAGUUUAAAUGUUAAAUAAGGAUUUACCCACAACACAGAGCAGGACUGCCUGAGAAUUACCGGUUACCGGUUUUGUCUUAACUCUAUUUAUUGAUACUUUCCAUGUACAAAACAUGUUAAAAAACAAUGAAGGUCAUGACAUAAACCCCCUUCUCCUAACUCUGAGGAGGCAAAUAAGAAGGUAAACAACAAAAGCUAUAGAUAAAUGUAGUUUUCCAAAAUAUACAUACAGUGAUUAAAGAAGUGAGUAUAUAAAUUGAGAGCCAAACAAGUUUUAGAGAAGGUCCACCUGCACUUGACAUGUGAAGGGUGUUAAUUUCAGACCCUAAAGAGCUAACCCAAGAGUGACACACCUCAGAGUUUUAUCCUGGUCUCAUUCUCACCAAAAUAAACAAUUUAUGUUCUAACUCUUGUGAUUACUUGAGUGCAGGCCUUAUGUUUCUGGGUCUAUCUCCUGCUUCUGCUCACUUCAUGAUCUCCAUCCAGUCUUCAGUUUGCUGCUAUGAAUGAAUCUCACCAGUAGAUGUCACUAGUGCACUCAGACUUAAAUCUACUCAGGAAUAAUGACUCUCAUUUACCAGUAUUUCAUAUAUAAGCACUGAUUCUUUCAGUUUUUUACCCCCCUUUAAAAAUCAUUGUGAUGAGUAUCUGUUUUGAUUAUAUCUAAAUAAUUAAACGAGUAAUUGAAAAGUCUGGUUGAAGCUCAUAUGGCGUCCCAUUCCAGCAGCGGUCUGUUGAACUUCUGCUCCGUGGCUCUGGCUCUGUGUGAACUCGGCUUCAGGCCCGUUGGAGUUCGUCUGGACAGCGGGGACCUCUGCAGACAGUCGGUCGACGUCCACCGUGUCCUCAGACUCUGCAGCGAGCGGUGAGUGAGAUGAUGAGUGAGAAUACGUCUCACCUCUCCGAUCAAAUGAUUCUCAGUUAAGUCGUUUCUUUUUGCUUACGCCAUCUUCACAGUUUCUCAGUCGCUGCCUUUGAUUCGUUGAUCAUCGUCGGGACUAACAACAUCUCAGAGGAAAGCAUGGCAGAGCUGAACAAGAAGGUUAAUUUGAUUAAAACAAAUGUCCAUAAACUCGAGUGUCUUUGACCUUUUUCUCCUAGUUCCUCUGAUUUCUGUGUGUGACUGUUUCAGGAGAACGAGAUCAACGUGGUCGGAGUCGGGACACAUUUAGUCACCUGCACAAAACAGCCCUCACUGGGAUGUGUGUACAAGGUAAAGUGCAAAUCUCCUGGGAUGCUCUGAAUGUGCGUUUUUACUAUGUCGAGAUAAUAUAGUGACAUUUUUAAUGUGUUAGCUGGUGGAGGUGAGGGGGACGCCCCGGAUGAAGAUCAGUGAGGACCCACAGAAGAGCACCGUGCCUGGGAGGAAAGCCGUCUACAGGCUGAUAGACUCUGAGGGUGAGAAUUUAAUGUAUGGAAAUAUCUUCAGAUGAAAUAGCUGAUCUGUUAAUUAUGUGCAUGUAACAUCAACUCCUGGGUUCCUGACUUUUUUGUUCCUGCUGCAGGUCACCCGUUUCUGGACCUGGUGAGUCUGGCUCAUGAGUCUCCUCCAGAGGCAGGAGUCCCUCUGAGCUGUUUCCCUCUGGGCUGUAAUAACUCCCCUGUUUCAGUCACUCCAGCUCAGGUCAGCUGUCUGCGUCAGGAGGUGUUUAUCAAAGGACAGGUGGGUGAAUCUAAAAAUGACAUGAUGACAUGAUAUUUAUGCAGCCAUGGAUCUACAGACAGAAGAUAUCGAGCAGGGAGGUUUAACAAAAUUCAGCACAAUCCUGAUGAUUUGUUUGUACAUGACUGUGAUUUAAAACCUCUGAGAAGUGAAGUGAUUACACAGACGGGACUCUUCUGUGGAGGAGUUUAGUCUUCAUGAAUGUGUCUCCCACCCUUUCUAGGUCACACACCCUCUGUGCAGCGCUGCAGAAACUAGAGCAAAGGUCCAGAGCUCCCUGCAGACUCUGCACCCUCGACACAAGAGGCUGCAGGAGCCCGACUCGUACACCGUGAGUUUCAUUUACACAAGCGAAUAACCUGCAUCCAAACCUGAACUCACAAACGUAACUUCUUUACUGUUAUGUAAGAGUGUCGCUCUCUUUCACCAGGUGGCGCUGUCAGAGGAACUCCACAGUCUGGUCACAGAGAUCAGGAAAGGAAGUUCCAACAACAGCAACUUUCUUUUAGCGAACUAAAUCUGAUCCAAACUGGAGCUGCUGUUUUCUGUCUUUUUGACCUCACUCGACUCCAAGUGCCUUCUGUGAAAAAAAAAAAAGGAUGUUUGUAGUGAAAACAGUGUGAAAAAAAAAACAAAAACACCCUCUACAGUUACAAAAAUACACACACACUUACACACAUGAAGCCUAAAGUCAAAAUACAAAAACUGUUUUAAGAGCUGAAAAAUCUAAAAGGGCGGAGAGUCUUUUAUUCUGCUGGAAACUCUGGAAACAAAAACACAGACGGAUCAUUUAAUCUGAUAAAGAACAGAGGUAAUACGUAGACUUACACUUCAGAGCAGUUCAAACUAAAUAAUUAAUAUUUCUGAUGGCUGUAAAUGUUUAACAUCAGUAAUGAAAAAAAAAAACAGCUUUAUUUUUGAGUACGAGGAGAGAGAGGAGAAAUGGAGAGAGUACCCUAACAUAGUAAAUGCUGAGUCAUGCUCCUUUCAGUAAAUGUUAAAUAUUGUAAACACAGGUAUUUAGAUUAUAGAUUAAAAACUAGAAUUUGUAGUUUAUUUAUAGAUUAAAUAUCCUGGCCCUGAAGGUCAAACACACAAAGACAAAAAUAAAAACAUUUCGUCAAACACAGAAAAAUUUCAUGAAAAAUAAAUAUUUCAGUCAUAGCAGAAACAUCUCAUGAAAACAUGCAAAAGAAUUUACAAAAACUCUGAAACAUUUCACUAAAAAAUGAAAAAUGUAAUUAAAAUUAACACAAAAACAACUUCAGCAGAAACAGAAACACUUGACAAAACACCAAACAUUCCCUGAAUCACAGACAUGUUUCAAAAUAUUUCAGAAAAUACAAAAGGUUUAAAUUUUACUUCGUGAAAUACUUAAAAAAUUAAAAAUAAUACUUUAGACAUUUUCUGUUUUUCUGUUACUGUGAACUUCAGGACCACCGUACUUGAUCUCCCUAAACCUGAAUGAAAUCUGAGAACAUUUCACAAACGGUCAAAAUAAAUGUUCAUUUAAUUAUUUAACACAUCAA
Molecule: messenger RNA, 6691 nt
Organism: Xyrichtys novacula (pearly razorfish)
Lineage: Eukaryota; Metazoa; Chordata; Actinopteri; Labriformes; Labridae
Source: the annotation of a GenBank genome assembly